AGUGAACAACUAUGGACACACGUUUUUCGUGUUAAAAUUAUGUCAGAACAAAGAGAUAUGCUAUCUGCCUGACAUAUUGUAGAGGUGAAAACGUUGGCAUUCUCGAAGAACGCGUUCAUUUCCAAAAUGAAGACAAUAUUGUCAAUUUCGGCAUGUUGGUUUUUAUUUGUGUUUAUACACGUUGAAGCCGUAACAGAUGAGGAUUUUCAAUCACUGCUUGCCAGGCUUUCCGUGCUCGAAGAAAAACAAGCUUAUCUUGAAACGGAAAAUAAGUUGUCACAAAAAAGAAUCGCCGAAUUAGAAAAAUACAAGAUAUUGUCCGACAAAAGAGUCGCUUCGCUUGAACGAAAAAAUGCUUUAUGUAACAGACGACAAGAUGAUAUUAUAAAGAAACUGUAUGCAGACAAAGUCGCGCUUAAAACCGACAAGAUACUGCCUGACGCAACCACCACAACAAAUGAAUACGAAAAGACUCUGUCUGCCUAUGACAGAAAAAUCGCCACGCUCGUGAACGAAUAUGCAGCAUCACCCAACCGGAGUGGUAAAGAUGAUAGUUACUCUGCUGCGGUUGAUAUUGCUGUACUUCAAUCGAAACAAAAAAGAUUUGUUGCAGAAGGGACUGUUGCGUUUUCUGCAAUGAAAGUAGCUCACCAAGAGCAUGUUGGCAUUAAUCAGAACAUCAUCUUCGAGCAGGUUCUUACAAAUGACGGAGGCGGGUACCAUCAAAAUCACGGUGUCUUCAUUGCUCCACAAUCCGGCGUUUACGUCUUCUCGUCGUCCAUUAUGUGUUUCCCAAAUGGGAAGGAGGUCCUUGCUGAAAUUGUUCAUAACGGAAACCCCGUCACGCGCAUGUACUGCCAAGGUGCCAAUGGACACGAUCAGGGCAGUCAGACUGCUGUCAUAAAGAUGAAUGCUGGGGAUGAAGCUGCGGUUCUAAAUGUUUACCGUGCAGAUGAUAGUAUCUGGGGUAGUCUGUUUACGUCAUUCAGUGGCUAUUUAGUAUGGCUUCAAUAAAUUAAGUGUGACCGACAAAUUAUAUCUACUGUAGACAUAUUAGUUAAACCAUGCAAAUAAAACUAGUUAUGCAAAUCGAAUGUUCGUCAUUUCCAUUAAAAUCAAAUCCUGAUUUCGCGUGUAUUGAAAUAACAGAUUGUAUCGAUGAAAUAUAAAUCUUAUUGUUGAAUUGUACAAAGUGACUGGGCACUGCAAAUUUAUGCAAAUUAUGAUUCUUCCAGUAAUGGCAAUGAGUAGACAUCUAGUGUGUCUUGCACUAACAGUAAAUGAAGAUGACCUCUUUAGGAAUUUCGUUUUACUCAAACUUAUAUGUGAUUUGUUUUAACUUGAUUAUGAUACAUUCGCUUGAAAUCGACUUUAAUGUUUCUUUGUAAUGGCAUGAAAUUGACAGGAUAAAAUUGUCAAUAUAUUAUUGAUAACCUAAUUUUAGCGUAAAUUUUCGUUUUCGUUUAAGGUAAAGUAUAUUAUGUUAUCAAUAACAGUAAAAUAGUGGGGUAAUCGAAUACUUGAUGUUUAUUUACCUACUAUUUGGUAUUAGAUAAAUAACUUCUUAUGAGAAAAUAGCUUUAUAAGUUAACAAAUAAUACACCAACUUUCGCUUUCGACUUUGGUAUGUGAUAUUGUAAACUUAACAACAGGUGAAAUGAUAUCAUUAAGUUUUUAUUAUGUAUAUUUACUCAUGAUUACAUGUUUUGUAAAUCAUGCCACCCUUGCUUUGUUAAACAUGCCUUGUGAUUAUUUGUGAUAAUUGUAUAACUAUGUUGUUCGAAUCUUCGAUAUCGGAGGAAAUAAAGAAUAUAUUAUUCAUUUUUAAAGGUA
This is a messenger RNA of Dreissena polymorpha, 1833 nucleotides long. RefSeq lists its product as uncharacterized. The coding region runs from base 127 to 1014 and encodes 295 amino acids. The record is from RefSeq and is a predicted model, not a curated record. The transcript has 2 exons. Gene Ontology annotation, molecular function: protein binding. Lineage: Eukaryota; Metazoa; Mollusca; Bivalvia; Myida; Dreissenidae.